AAAAAUGGGAUUUAAAUUCCGGGCUGAAGUAUAAAUACACGCGUUUACGGUGUCGUUGUCACAAUGAGAAGUCGCCAUGGAAUCCUUCGUCCUGCUCGCGGUACUUACAUACUCUCUCGUAUCUUGUACCUUAGUAACUCCACAAUCCUCAAAAGAAGAGGUUGCCACAAGGUGGUCCAAAGACAAGUACGAUUAUCUACCACUAAUUCCACAUGGAGAGAGCUCCGAUGAGAGCGACGCAUUUUUAGAGAACAUUCUUCGAAAUGACAAAACGACCUACCGAGAAAAAAAGGGCAGAGUCGUUCACAAGGGAAAGAACCCUCCACAGCCGCCAUUUCGUAUUCCUAUUGGCAGAAAAAGGUCUAACAGGGUAGUCAUUCACACGGGAGCGAACCCUACAAUGGCGCCAUUUCGUAUUCCUGGUGGCAGAAAAAGGUCUAACAGGGUAGUCAUUCACACGGGAGCGAACCCUACAAUGGCGCCAUUUCGUAUUCCUAUUGGCAGAAAAAGGUCUAACAGGGUAGUCAUUCACACGGGAGCGAACCCUACAAUGGCGCCAUUGCGUAUUCCUUUUGGCAGAAAAAGGUCGAAUGGCGUAGUCGUUCAUACGAACCCCGAUUUGUCAGACUUGGAUGGCGACACGCCCAACGUAAAUAUCGAAAGGGCUCAAAAGGAAGAAUGUUGAUAAAUCCUUCACAAUUUAGACGCAUUGGAUUAAUUGUGAGAUAAUAUAGCAAAUAAAUUUCCCUUAUAUCUCAA
Messenger RNA from Nematostella vectensis (starlet sea anemone), 759 nucleotides. RefSeq lists its product as uncharacterized. The transcript has 2 exons. NCBI's taxonomy places the organism in Eukaryota, Metazoa, Cnidaria, Anthozoa, Actiniaria, Edwardsiidae. The record is from RefSeq and is a predicted model, not a curated record. Bases 77 to 685 code for a protein of 202 amino acids.